This is a messenger RNA of Monodelphis domestica (gray short-tailed opossum), 3472 nucleotides long. It is a transcript of the gene TOX2, whose product is annotated as TOX high mobility group box family member 2. Gene Ontology annotation, cellular component: nucleus. Gene Ontology annotation, molecular function: chromatin DNA binding. Gene Ontology annotation, biological process: regulation of transcription by RNA polymerase II. The record is from RefSeq and is a predicted model, not a curated record. NCBI's taxonomy places the organism in Eukaryota, Metazoa, Chordata, Mammalia, Didelphimorphia, Didelphidae.
GCUGCUGCUUCGCCGAGCACCCGGGGAGAAAACUCUCCUCCCUUGAGGCUCGGUACUCUGGCCCCUCUGGGACUCCUGCUCUUCCCAGCUCUCCCUCCUCCCAGCGCGCACAAGCCUCCCCACACCCGCUUUGGGGGCUUUUAACUUCUUGGUGUUGACGUUAAUUUAGGCUUUAAAAGUCUAAUUGCUGAGUAGAAGCUGUCAUAGCCGAGCUGGGAGACAUCCCGGAGUUAUUUACAAACAGACGCCUCACAACCAGCGAAGUCCCAAAGUAAUCGGCACUGGCUCCAGUAACAGCGAUCACGCCGCCGCCGCCGCCGCCGCCGCCGCCGCCGCCACCAGCUAGGGCGGUCCGCCGGGGUCCCCUUCAUUUCUCUUAAGCCUCCUCUUGGCUGUUUGCACAGUUGAGCCUCUCGUUCGCCGAGCCCCUGGAUCGUCUCUUAGGAAAUUGCAAGGAAUGCCAGCAUGCCGUCAGUUUCUAGAUGUCUCCCCCCCUAAUAAUAAAAGGUGUCAUAGAGUACACCCCCUCCCCACCCCCACAGGCCAGAGGUUGGUGCCCAGUCCAAGUGAUAGUUUUAGCUUCAUCUUGGCUCUUUUGGAGAUGAAGUGUUAAACGCAACUAAGUUCCUUUCCCCCCCCUUUUGAGGAGGGAAUUUCAAAACUCAGUUAAAAAGCGCUAUUGACCAUUUGAGCCAAGGCGUUUAUCCACUUGGAAUUCUGUGUGCUCACGCCCAAAGGGAAGGAGGAAGGGAGAUCCGAGAUGUUCUAUACCUCUUCUCCCCCCGCGGUUUUCUAAAUGCCCCAGUGCAGAGACAAACUGCGAAGCACUCAGUCCUGCUUGCGUUGUGUGGCGAGAGGUGGGGGAGGGGGCGCCGCGGCCGCGGGCGGAGAGGCAGGGUUGGCCAGGCUUCUCCCAGCAAACCGUGGAUGCCCUGGCCUCUCCGGGGGCUCAGGCUGGAAAAUGUUCAGAAUGGGGAGGAAGAGCUUUACGUUUGAUGGGGAGAACAUGUAUAUGGGGAUGAAUGAGGCUAACCAGGAGUUCCUAUCGGCCAAUCAGACUUAUAAUGGUCAAAGUGAGACUAACGAAGACUAUGAAAUCCCUCCUAUAACUCCUCCUAAUCUCCCAGACCCCUCCCUUCUUCACCUGGUGGACCACGAGACUGGCUAUCAUUCACUCUGCCACAGCCUCCCUCCAAACAGCCUGAUACCAGCAUAUUCCUAUCAAAACAUGGACCUGCCCGCCAUCAUGGUGUCCAAUAUGCUGACUCAAGACGGGCACCUCCUCUCAAGUCAACUACCCACAAUCCAGGAGAUGGUCCAUGCAGAAGCAUCAUCCUACGACUCCAGCAGACAGGUGUCCCUGCUCAAUCGCCCCACGAUGCUUGCUGGUCACAUGAGUGCCCUCAGCCAGUCGCAGCUGAUUUCACAGAUGGGCAUCAGGAGUGGAGUGAGCCAUGGCUCCCCAUCACCCCCAGGAAGUAAAUCGGCCACUCCAUCCCCCUCCAGUUCCACUCAGGAAGAGGAGACAGAAGCUCAUUACAAGGUCACUGGAGAAAAGAGACCCUCUGCUGACCUGGGCAAAAAGCCCAAGAGUCAAAAGAAGAAGAAGAAGAAGGACCCCAAUGAGCCCCAGAAGCCCGUGUCAGCCUAUGCCCUGUUUUUCAGGGACACACAAGCGGCCAUCAAGGGACAGAACCCCAACGCCACCUUUGGGGAUGUGUCCAAGAUUGUGGCCUCCAUGUGGGACAGCCUGGGAGAGGAGCAAAAGCAGGCCUAUAAGAGGAAAACCGAAGCUGCAAAGAAAGAAUAUUUAAAGGCACUGGCAGCCUAUCGGGCCAGCCUCGUUUCCAAGAGCUCUGCGGAACAGAAUGAGGCCAAGCCCCCCCAGCCGAAUCCAUCUUCUAAAAUGAUUCCCCCCAAGCAGCCUGCCAUGUAUACCAUACCACCCCAGGCGUCCUCGCCCUACCCGGGCCUUGGUUCGUUCCUGUCCCCAUCUGACCUCCAGGGCUACCGUGGCCACCCUCACCCCAGCCUCUCCAGGACCCUCAACUCCAAAUCCAUGCUGCCCAGCAUCAGUGCCUCGCCGCCACCGCCGCCGCCAUCUUUCCAGAUCAGUCCUCCGCUCCACCAGCAGCUGGCCCUGCAUCACCCCCAGAGCGCCAUCCUCAACCAGUCCCUCAGCAUGCAGCCAGUCCCCCAGCAAUCCAUCUUGUCUCCUCCGCCCAUGGCACUACAGGUCCAGCCCCCGAUGAGUACCUCGCCUCCAGGGCAGCAGGAUUUCUCACACAUCUCACCUGAGUUCCAAAGCAGCGUUGGCUCCCGCUCCCCUGGCACAUCUAACACCCCAGGAAAUAGUGACUGGGACGGUGAUUACCCCAGCCGAGAGUGCGGCAUUAACCACUGCAGCAUGCUCCCAAGAGAUAAGUCACUCUACCUCACCUAAACCGGCCAUUUCUCCCCUCCGAGGCUCAGAAGAAGGACACGGGCAUGUGGGCCUGGACACUGGGAGGAAGCACCGAGCAAGUCCCGGCGGCUUGGAGGGCUGUUCAAGACACCUGUACAUUGCCCAGCUGGGGAGCAGUUCCUCCUUUCCAACUCCAAAGCCAACUUCUGAAGGCAGAGAGCUCGCUAGGUCCCCCCAUCCCCCCAAGAACAAACCAGACCCCCUUUUCUGUUCAUCCGCUUAGCUUAGCUCCAGACUCUUUCCCUAGUUUCUGCACCAGGCUCCCCCGCUGGGCCAGCCCCAGAGCAGACUGCGCCUUCUGACUUGCUAACAGCACUUGAUCCGUGCAAGGAAAUGUGAAGUAUGUGUGAAUAGUGUACAUGCAAAGGCCUUGGAUAUCCAGCAAAGUAAAUCCCGAAAUCCACAGACACCCCACUGGCAUGCCUCGCAGGGAGGGGGCGGGUGGCCGGCCAGAGGGCUGGUAGAAAUGCAAACCCAGUUUUACAAACGUGCCCACUGUCCUGGGCGUGAGUGUGUUGGCUCCAUGUCAGUAGAUUACUAAGUGUGUUAGACCUGUGCUAAAGACAUCUUUAAGAUUUUUUUGUGGAAGAAAAAUAGUAGUUUACUUUCUAGUAAAAAGCAUUUUAUAUUAACUGUAGCACAUUUUUUUAGUUAUACAUAGACAGAAGAUGUGUAUAAAAAGCCUGCCAAACCUGUUUCUAUGAUUUCUACAGCAAGAAAUGGACAGUUUCUAGCCAUGUUGCCUGGCAUUGUUAUUUUUUUUCAGCCAUAUGUCCAUCUAUUUAAAAUUGCUGAUGAUGAUUUUUGUCUAUUUAUGGAAAAGGAAAAAUAAGAAGGGGGAAAAACAACACCAGAAUUAGAGUUUCUCAGAAGGGGCGUUUAUUUCCAUUUGGUUUUGCUCUGACUUUCUUUGUUAAAGGGUUCCCUUGACCCCGACACAUUUGUUUUGGUUCACAUGCUUAGCUCAAACUUUCUUUAUAAUAAAAUUUCUGAAAAGUAGAAAGCAAA